Messenger RNA from Cydia splendana, 642 nucleotides. RefSeq lists its product as uncharacterized. Lineage: Eukaryota; Metazoa; Arthropoda; Insecta; Lepidoptera; Tortricidae. The coding region runs from base 73 to 642 and encodes 189 amino acids. The transcript is spliced from 5 exons. The record is from RefSeq and is a predicted model, not a curated record.
AAUCUAUGCGCAAAAUGUCAUUGUUUCGUAGAUGAAUUUGAAGCAAAUUAUCUGUUUACGUGUAAUAAUAGAAUGUCCGUUACGUGUUCCUCUAGCGAGUCCAGCAGCGGCUGCUCGUCCGCCGACGUCCUUGCAGGACUCUUCCCGUUCAGGCUGCUCGCCUCGAACGCUUGCUCGGGUUCAACACAACCUGUUGUUUACUACGCUGAAGUCCCUGAGCUAUACGGUAAGAAACAAAAAGGUCAAGAGAUAAAAAAUAAGCCCAAUCACUUUGUAAAAGCUUUCCAUUGGUACAAGCGAGAACAUUGCGCUAAUAAAAAAACAACGGUUGAAACAUUCGAUAUUGGGUUUCCAACAUGGCUCGAUCACAAAUAUGAACAGUAUCUUCGGGACAAGUCCAUGGAUGCCAGCUUUAAAUCUGAACCCAGCAACGUUCAAACCCCGACGGUUAACCAGGACGUAGGGUUGUAUAAAUCAGCCAAACCAAAGGGAUUAAGAAGAGUACUGAAAAGCCCUUGGAAAAAACGACAUUCUGCUGAUAAAACUCCCGAGGGAGGAAUCUGCUGCACAGAGUUAGUGUUGCUAGAUUAUAUACAUUCUUUACUAACAAUGCCACAUUUAGUAGGUAGUAAAAAUGAGUGA